AUGUCAGCCAAUGUACAAGAAGCUGCAGACGCAGCCAUAGAGCUAGCCAGUUUUGUUAAAGUUCCAGUGCCUGAACCACCAACUAGUUUGCAACAAUUGAUCAAUGAUUGGCAAUUAAUCAAGCACAGAGAAGGUGGGUAUUUCAAGGAAACAGAUAGAUCUCCCUACACCAUGGAAUUGGAAAAACCGGAAAAUGGAGGUUCAGGGAAGAUUGAAACUGUAACAAGAAACCAAUCCACGCUGAUUUACUACUUGUUGACCCCCGACAGCCCAAUUGGGAAAUUUCACAAGAAUAUCAACAGGAUCAUACAUAUCUUACAAAGGGGUAAGGGUCAAUACGUUCUAGUGUAUCCUGAUGGUCAAGUGAAAUCAUUUAAGGUUGGUUUUGACUAUAAGAAUGGAGAAGUCUCGCAAUGGGUUGUCCCCGGAGGUGUGUUUAAGGCAAGUUUUCUUCUGCCAAACGAAGAAUUUGACAACGGCUUCUUGAUUAGUGAAGUAGUGGUACCUGGUUUUGAUUUUGAGGAUCACACCUUCAUGAAAGGUGAAGAUGAAUUGAAACACCUUGUCGGACCCGAAAAGGCAGCUGAGUUAGCUUUCUUAGCUUAA
Saccharomyces paradoxus is the source of this 606-nucleotide messenger RNA. RefSeq names its product Cff1p (gene CFF1). The record is from RefSeq and is a predicted model, not a curated record. Lineage: Eukaryota; Fungi; Ascomycota; Saccharomycetes; Saccharomycetales; Saccharomycetaceae. Bases 1 to 606 code for a protein of 201 amino acids. Gene Ontology annotation, cellular component: intracellular anatomical structure. The transcript has a single exon.